CAAAGCUACCUAGAAAAAAGGAAUAAAUAAUUCCAAUCCUUUUUUCCAAACAAAAAAAACCAACCCAAUCCCCACCAACUACACGAAAUCAAACUCCCUUUCAAACGCUGCAAAUUCCCCAAAAAAACAACAAAAUUCCUCCUCCAUCUGCAACGAUGAUGCACAUGACCUUCUACUGGGGCCGAAGCGUCACCAUCCUCUUCGAUUCAUGGCAGACCAAUUCCUGGCCGGGCUACUUCCUCUCUCUCUUCGCCCUCUUCCUCUUCGGCGCCUUCUACCAGUACAUGGAGGAGCGCCGCCUCCGAUUGAAGCUCCUCUCCGUCGCCAAACCCCCUCCUUACUCCGCCGCCGAGGCUCCUCUCCUCAACAAGCUCGGCGGCCUCCGCUGGGGGCCCUACCAGAUCGCCGGAGCGGUCCUUUUCGGAGUCAAUUCCGCGAUUGGGUACUUCCUGAUGCUGGCGGUGAUGUCGUUCAACGCCGGCGUGCUCAUCGCGGUGGUGGUCGGGCUCGCCGCCGGAUACCUGGCGUUCCGCGGCGGCGAUGAGGAUGUGGUGGUGGUUGACAACCCCUGCGCCUGCGCUUGAUUUGGAUUGAGGUGUGUUGGUAUUGGAAUCGAUUGAGAUCGGAUCGGAUCGGAUCGGCUCUGAUUGAUUUGGUCUUUUUUUGGAUUUCUUUUGUAUUUUGGGAUAGGGUUUCGAGUUUGUAUCCUUUAAUUUAUUGCUAAGUGUUUCUUAAUUCGAAAAAAACUGAAUUUAGUUUGGAUCUGUGUAAUCAUGGAGUAAUUCGUAUGGGGAAAUUGUGUAUGAUUUAUAAGUUUGAUAUUGUUGGACAAAAUGUAUUUUAA
Molecule: messenger RNA, 844 nt
Organism: Salvia splendens (bonfire salvia)
Lineage: Eukaryota; Viridiplantae; Streptophyta; Magnoliopsida; Lamiales; Lamiaceae
Product: copper transporter 5.1
Exons: 1
Coding region: 156-584 (142 amino acids)
Biological process (GO): copper ion transmembrane transport
Cellular component (GO): plasma membrane
Molecular function (GO): copper ion transmembrane transporter activity
Source: RefSeq, a predicted model, not a curated record